AUGACUGCUGUGGAUCCUAUCGAGAUUCGUACUUUUUCUGAUUUGGUGAAAAAGGCGAGGGUGGUUGAGGAGUAUACCAAGACAAUGGCUGCGUCCAAGGACACUCAUGGAGGGAAUAGUAGCAAAGGACGUGGCAAGUAUUUCCAUCCUAGAGGUUCGAGUUUCAAGAGAGGAGGAUAUGCACCUCAAGGGCAAGGAGGCUUCAGAAAGAACACCCAAGAUCAGUUUCAGUGUGGCAAAGGAAGAGAAAAUCAGAGUAAGAAUUCUCCGGAUUUGACUUGUGUGCGUUGUGGACGUUUUCAUCCAUAUGACUCUUGCAAGAUUGGUUUAGGUGGGUGUUUCAACUGUGGCUUGCCUGGUCAUAUUGCAAGGGAUUGCACUCAUGGGAGGAACCUGAGUGCGGCUUCGUAUUCGUUUAUUUCGUUUGCUAAAGUUGAGGAAUUAGGCUUGAAAGUGUCAGAGUUACCAUUUGAUCUGCAUGUGCAUACUCCGCAUCAGACAGUUAUGACUAGGUCAGGUUGUAGGCAAGUAGGUUUCAAGCUUGAGGGUAGAGACUUUGUGCAUGAUUUGAUCUGUUUACCAAUGGUUGGGUUGCAGAUGAUUUUAGGGUUUGAUUAG
Messenger RNA from Arachis stenosperma, 618 nucleotides. RefSeq lists its product as uncharacterized. NCBI's taxonomy places the organism in Eukaryota, Viridiplantae, Streptophyta, Magnoliopsida, Fabales, Fabaceae. The transcript is spliced from 2 exons. The record is from RefSeq and is a predicted model, not a curated record. The coding region runs from base 1 to 618 and encodes 205 amino acids. Gene Ontology annotation, molecular function: nucleic acid binding; zinc ion binding.